Messenger RNA from Bipolaris oryzae ATCC 44560, 1692 nucleotides. RefSeq lists its product as uncharacterized. The transcript is spliced from 4 exons. NCBI's taxonomy places the organism in Eukaryota, Fungi, Ascomycota, Dothideomycetes, Pleosporales, Pleosporaceae. The coding region runs from base 1 to 1692 and encodes 563 amino acids. The record is from RefSeq and is a predicted model, not a curated record.
AUGGCUGGACGGGGCCGCAGCGGUAGCAACGCUGACCAGUCAUCCACAACGACCACCGAAGCCCACUUGAAAGGCACGCGCCGGAAGAUUUCUCUCGUUUUCAUCACAGUCAUUCUUAAUAUACUGCUUUGGAGCGCUAUCAUUUGCAUCGCAGCAUCCCUCUAUCAGAUCAUCUCAGAUCCAUUUAAUACUUCAAGCUACGCCCAAGUGGCUUUAACGAUAAUAUCGGCCCUAGUGACGAUUGGAUACACCAUCUUUCAUUCAAUUCUUUCACUGAAGCAGAAGCUAUGGGAACAACAACGGCGAUAUUCGGUCGCUAUGAAAAGGAAUUCUACUGUUCCUACUCGUAUAGCAGGAUCAAUGUGUGCAUUCUGGUUGCUGACUUCCGGCUGGGACAUGAUACUGGUCGCAAGCACACCUGUCUGUUUACCAAUGGCGCCAGGGCUGGACAGCUCGGAAUAUGGCCUCACCUGUCAUAUUAGUCGUGUGGGAAUAGCUUUUGCGGUAAUCUCACUUACUGCGUCAAUUGCCCUCUUGGGUAUUCUCGCUGGUAUUGGCCGUCCGUUCGAAGCGCAUUUGCUCAACCACGGUUACCAGCCGCCAAUCGAAGUGUACUCAAAACCCUAUACUCCCGGACCAUCUGAUUCGGAGGUUGUCAUGUAUCAAUCUCAUGAGUAUUUCGAGAGGCCAAAGUCUUUGCAUGAGAUUAAAGUCCCCAACCCUUCGGACGCUGAUUCAGAUUUGCCCAAUCCAGAGGAUGCUCUGCUACGCGCAAUCAUGUCACCUCCUUAUACAGUGUUUUCUCCCCGAAGAGGCUCACUUGCAAACUCGUCGCGAUCUUUUGUAUCUGGUAUAAUCCCAGGCUCCACACGGCAAUCAUUACCUGCGCACUUUUCGACAGAGACAUGGCGCGUUGCCCAUCCCAACCCAGCGUCACUAUCACUAUUGGCUCAUUCUCAUCCCGAAGUUGUUAACCGCAGGUUUUCCUCCUAUCAGAGUUCUUAUUCUCGCCAUUCGAUGACACUCACUCGCCCACAGCGCCUGAGCUAUCAUUCAACUGCUCCAAGUGUUCGUUCACAAUCUGAACAUACAAACUCAGAUCGUCGAAGUAACUCGUUAACGAGAGGCAAUUCAAGUGAAAUAGCGCGUGCCUUCAUGCAAGGUCUACCUAUGCCCGCACCUGCCCAUCCCGCUAACCACCCUCGCAACAUCCGCAUAACAACUACCCUCGAUACCGGAUCCGCUCAAAAGCAGCUGCACCGUAUGAGCGCUCCCCUCCCAACCAACACCACACAAGACUCUCCACCCGUAUUCCCCAACCCAGACAGACCUUACAUCCGCAGCGCCUCCCCAGGCUUCCUCAGCUUCUUCAGUCCCGACACCAGUCCUGUCGACACCUCCCCUACGGACGCCAGCCUCCCAACCACCACCCUCACCCCCACCACCAACAAACCCAAGCACAACAUCCCACGCAAACCUGUCCCACUCUCCCGCCGCCCUUCGGAAGCCGCAAGAGCUAUGUUCAGCAACAUGCCUGAGGACUUACCGAUUCUUCCGCGAUCGCCCAGAUCGCCCAGAUCCCCCGGUGCGACGAUGCUGGUUAUGAUGACGCAUGGGCCUGUCAAGCAGAAGAGGAUGAGUGUGUAUGAGGAGGUGAAGAACAAACCAUUGCCCCGGAUUGCGAUUUUAUAG